AUGAAGAAGGGGAAGAAUGCUGGGAAGAACAAGCAGGCUUACACCAAACCAGAGGAGAUAGCGGCCACAGAGUAUGCAGAUGUGAUCUUCUACAGCUGUGGGGAACCUGGACAUCACAAGACUAAUUGUCCCAGCCCUCCUGUGUGUUUCAUUUGCAAGGUAGUGACACAUAAGGUGGAAGAUUGCCCAGUGAGAAGGAAACCAAGGAAUCCAGCUAAAUUUGUGGGUAGUGGAGCCCCUGGUCUGGGAUAUCACCAAAUUGAUGUGCCAGAUGUGAAUGACCAACACAUAGGAGCAAGGAGGAAUGUGGGACUGGUCUAUGUGGAGUCAGGACAAGUGGACAAACAAGAGCUAGGGCAUAAUUUCUCUCUGAUUUACAAGACAAACUGGCCUUGGCAGAUCAGGAAGCUGGAUGAGUGGACUUUCUUGGUAAAGUUUCCACCUCACAUACCAGUUGAAAGUGUUGCUAGAUACCCACUGGUUGGGCUGCCUGAAAUGGAUGGGGUCACAGUAAAUGUAGAGGUCUGGAAAGGAACCUUGGAGCACUACAGUGAACUCCAAAAAGUGUGGCUUAAAUUGGAGGGGAUUGCUCCAGCUUGGGCUGAGUGGUCUGUGCUAGAACAAUUUGCAUCAGUUUCUGGAACUCUGAUUGAUGUAGACUGGCUGGGUAACUUCAAGUCUUUCUUUGAAACCGUCAGAAUCAAGAUCAGGUGCAAAGAUCACACAAAAAUCCCCCCUGAUAGGCUAUUUGGAAUUGGAGAUCAUCUAUUCAAGGUCAAAAUUACUGUAGAGCCUCCUGUGGAAGAAGCAGACAUGGAGGAACCUGCUUAUGAGGACAUUGAAGACAACAGCAAUGAAGCUGGCCAGGACAAGGAAAAAAGAGAUGCAGGAAGGAGCACCAAAGAAAAGGACUCUUCUGGAACAGGGUCCACACACUCCCUUCAAGGCAGCAAAUCAACUAGUGGCAAUUCAAAUCAAAAUACCAAGCAAAAAGUGAUCAGUUACCUACAGCAGCUACAGGAACCCAUCACCAUGGGGCAGAGCUACAAUCUCCUCCAAGAAAUGGAAUUGAUGGAUGAUGAGGAUGACCUAGAAAAGAAUAUCUCUUUGGAGGACAGCAUAACUAAAGAAGUGGAAAUGAAUUUCAGCCCACAGCUUGAUACAAUCUUGGGGAGGGAGGAACAAAACAACCCAAAACCACACAGCAAAUGGGGGCCAGUUCAAGCUCAAAGGAAAAGCAGUAGAGUUAAUAUAGGGGAUAGAUCAAUGAUGGAAAUUGCUAUGAACAAGAAAAAGUGCAGAAUUUAG
This is a messenger RNA of Aegilops tauschii subsp. strangulata, 1308 nucleotides long. Lineage: Eukaryota; Viridiplantae; Streptophyta; Magnoliopsida; Poales; Poaceae. The record is from RefSeq and is a predicted model, not a curated record.